AUGCACUUGGAGAUGGACAUUUCUGUUGCUCAAUACGUAGCUCUGUGUGGAGUUACACUUGUGAUUGGAUGGCUAGUACACUCGGUAUACAAAUGGAUUAGCCCGGUUUGCAACGGUGUUCUUCCUCCUGGCUCCAUGGGAUUCCCUAUUAUUGGUGAGACCUUGGACUUCCUCAAGGCAAGCUCUUCCCUGGACAUCCCAGACUUCUACAAACAAAGGAUGAAAAGGUACGGCCCGGUAUUCAAGACAAGCUUGCUUGGGCAGCCUGCGGUUAUUUCCACCGACGCGGAGGUCAAUCGGUUUGUGUUUCAGCACGAGGAGACCUUGUUCAGUAUCGGGUACCCCUGGGCAGUGACCAAAAUAUUCGGUGAGAAGAGCAUCGAAGCCGCCCAUGGCACAAUCCACAAGUUCGUCCGUAGAUGCGCCUUCACGCUGUUCGGCCUCCAGAAUCUCAAAGAGGUGCUCCUCCCAGAGAUGGAGGGCGCCGUGAGGGAGCGCCUUGCCGCGUGGGCGACCAAGCCGAGUGUGGACGUGCGCGGUGAUGCGCCCGACAUUCUCUUUGAGCUGGUGACGAGGAAGUGCCUUGGUUUCGAUUCUUCCACCAAGUCGGGAAAACUGAGGAACAAGUUCGAUGCGCUUUUCUCAGGGCUGUUCUCCUUCCCGAUAUAUUUCCCUGGGACAACAUUUUAUCGAUGCAUGCAGGCCAGAAAAAAUGUGCAGAAGACAGUGCGGGAUACGUUGGCAGAGAGGUUAGGUACACCAGGGAAGAAACAUGGCGACCUCCUUGACGUAAUUGUCGAGGAACUGCAGGGUGAAGAGCCAUUAAUAAGUGAGGAUUUUGCUAUUGAUAUGGUCUCGAUGUUGUUGUUCUCCAGCGUCUUCACGCUAUCAGGAACAAUCGCUGUAGCAUUCAAGUCACUCCAUGACAACCCAGACGUUCUCCGGUCCCUUGAGAAGGAGAACCAAACUAUGCUCAAGGAUCGAAAGGGUGGGUGCUCCGGGCUCACCUGGGAGGAGUACAAGUCAUUGACAUUCACUAAUCAGGUGACCAAUGAGAUUAUUCGAAUAAGCAAUGCCGUAGUUGGAGUAUUCAGGAAAACUCUCACGGAUGUACAAGUCAACGGCUAUACAAUUCCAGCCGGAUGGCAGGUCAUAGUCAACCCCAUGGCAGUUCAUUUGAAUGAAGAAUUGUUCGAAGAUCCACUCAAAUUUAACCCAUGGAGGUGGAUGGAUGAGUCAAAGCGCAGUGCAAUGCUGAAGAAUUUCUUGCCAUUUGGGGCAGGAAUCAGGGUUUGUCCUGCGGCAGAUUUUGUGAAGCUGUUUGUAACACUUACCCUCCAUAUUUUGGUGACGGAGUAUAGAUGGGAAGAAAUGAAAGGAACUGACGAAUUCCGAAGCGCGGAUGUUAUGUUCCCGCAGGGCUAUCACAUUCGACUUAGACCCAAGGACGAUCAAAUGAACUGA
Triticum turgidum subsp. durum (durum wheat) is the source of this 1464-nucleotide messenger RNA. The record is from the annotation of a GenBank genome assembly. NCBI's taxonomy places the organism in Eukaryota, Viridiplantae, Streptophyta, Magnoliopsida, Poales, Poaceae.